Argentina anserina (silverweed cinquefoil) is the source of this 2133-nucleotide messenger RNA. RefSeq names its product transcription factor GTE12-like. Gene Ontology annotation, molecular function: protein binding. Lineage: Eukaryota; Viridiplantae; Streptophyta; Magnoliopsida; Rosales; Rosaceae. The record is from RefSeq and is a predicted model, not a curated record. The transcript has 12 exons. Bases 1 to 1923 code for a protein of 640 amino acids.
AUGGAUGUGAAAAACCCUAAAACCGGCCCGACUUCAAUUAAUAUAGUGAGCUUCUUCUCCUCCUUCUCCCAAUCACUCGCUCUCUCUCUCUCUCAUCUCUUCCGCCGAUACGAUUCCGACGACUCCAAGAGCGGCGUAGGGCGUAGCCCUAUCUCUCGCUCUGUCAUCCGCGCCGCUCAAUUCCUCCGUCAACUCUCCGCCAUCCUUUUCGAUUUCGGCUGUGUACGACUUCUGUUCGGGGAGUCUUUUUAUCAGUAUGAUCGCCACCGAAACGACACGACAAUGUUGUCGGGCAACAAGCUGAAGAUCAAAUUCUCUUGCAAAAGGGUAGAAGCUGAUUCAGGGAAAGUAGUAGAAUCCAAUGAUGGGAAAGUGUCGCGCGACUUUGGGCAUUCAGUGUCUGCCAAGGGUUUGAGCUCUCUUGUGCCAUCUUCUAUACCGGGUGGGAGGAAGAGGGGCCCGCUGGGGGAUGGAGAGGUUCCCAGAGAGAAGAAGCUGAAGAUGGAUCGUAAAGUGAAGAGUCAGUGUUCGACGAUUCUGAGUGCCUUGAUUUCUCAUAAGGACUCUUGGGCUUUCAGAAAACCGGUUGAUCCUGUUGAGCUACAAAUUCCUGAUUAUCUUGAUGUCAUCUCUUCUCCGAUGGAUUUGGGAACGAUAAAAACAAAGCUAGACAGAAAUAUGUAUUUUGGCGCCGGAGAGUUUGCAUCUGAUGUCAGAUUGACCUUUUCUAAUGCCAUGCUCUAUAAUCCCCCAGGCAAUCCUUUUCAUCAGAUGGCAAAAGACCUAAAUACAAAGUUUGAGAUGAAAUGGAGACUUCUGGACGUGAAGCUGAGUCAGGGAAGCUCCAAGGUUGAUGCAGGGAAAAAUUUGUGUGGGCAAAUUAAGAAAAUAACUGAAAUAAGUGAUACGAGACUGAGCCAUAAAUUUAUUCCGAUUCAGAAUGUAUCAGUGACGAAAUUCUCAGUCCCAUGCAAAGAGAAUGUCGGAACUGGCUAUGGCGCAAGUGAUGGUGAGAUAUUGCUUGCCACAACAGUGAAGGCCACUCCAAAACUGUUGGGGAAGAACUUGGAUAGAGGCUGCGAUAGUGUUGGCAGACAAUCCUCUGGCUCCAAAAGUGGAAAGCAGCCACCGAGCUUGGUGGGUAGUAAAUGUGGAACAUGUGGCAACAUUACAUGCCAUUGCAGUCUACGCACUGAAUAUUGCUGCUCAAGUGAAAAUUAUUCUGAGGGGUCAUUAGGCAAGGAACAAAAUCGUCAUUUGUCUAGUGCCAAUCUAACUGGACUGGAUUGUCAAGCAAUAACCUCUUCUGCGUCCCGUAUGAGCAAGUCAGAUCCAGAGUCUGAUGGGGCAGUAAGUGCUCUGGAUGAGGAAACCAUAUGUCCCAGUUCUCACUUUACAAGUCCAGUCACAGAUGCUGCUUCUGGAGAAGAAUGGAGCACUCCUAUCUUUAGUGUUCCACUAUCACCAAAGAAGGCUCUCCGUGCUGCCAUACUCAAGAGACGCUUUGCAGAUACUAUAUUGAAAGCUCAACAGAAAAGUCUUCUUGAUCAAGGUAAUAGAACUGAUCCUCUGAAGAUGCAACAAGAAAAGGCAAGAUUAGAGCGGAAGCAGCGUGAAGAGAAAGCAAGGAUUGAAGCUGAAAUAAGAGCUGCGGAAGCUGCUGCACAAAGGCAGGCUGAGAUUGAAUUGAAGGAGCGACAUGCAAGAGAAAGAGAAGAAGCUCGCAUUGCACUUGAAAAGAUGGAGAGGACUGUUGUGUUUGAGCAGAAUUGCUCUAUUUUGGAUGAAUUAAAAACGUUAGCCGGAUAUAAUGGUGGCUCUUGGGGAUCACACUUCCGAUCGCCACUGGAGCGUCUUGGUUUAUUUAUCAAGGAUGAUCAUACAGUGGAGGUUGAUGAAUCGGAAGAAGGGGAGAUUUUGUGACCUUGACUUAGCUUUGCUUCCAGACUUAUUUAUGUGAUUGUAUGCGUUUCUGUUCACCACCUUGGCGAUGCUUUGAGAGGGGAAGGAGACCAUUUGUAAAUGGAUUCGAUACUUCUUUGGGUAGUAGGUUAGCUGAAAUACAGUUAUGUAUAUAUGAAAUAUUAGGAAAAAAAGAAAGAAAAAAAAUGUCACCUUAUUGGAGUUUAUGUU